UUUAGCUGCCACUCCUUUGGUCACGGUCUCCACUUGACGGUGGUCCCAUAGCCACCAGCGGGGAGUGGAUGGAAGGAUGGAGAGGAGCCGGGGUGCAGCUCCUCCCAUGGAAAUGGCUUCCCGGCAGCAGUUAACAUAGGUCCCGCCCGGAGGAGGAGUCUGCAGCACCGGGAAACCGAAACUAGACGACGGGAGAGGCUGGGGAAGCCCCGGAGCCGUGCCACGCCAUGGACGGCCUCGAACCCGCGGUCCCGCCACUGGAGGACAACUUCCAGUUCGUGCUGUGUGAGGGCUGCCGGCAGGAAUCGCCCGACCUGAAGCUGCUCACCUGCCUGCACACGCUGUGCUUGGGCUGCCUGAGAGAGAACAAACCUGUAGGGCAGUGCCCCGUGUGCCAGGCGCCCAUCCCGCAGCCUGACGGCAUCCCCGACGUGGACAACGUGCUGUUCAGCAGCCUGCAGGCCCGCCUGAGCAUCUACCAGCGUGUGGUCAGCGGGGCCGAGCUGCUGUGUGACAACUGUGGGAGCAGCAGUGAGUACUGGUGCCCGGAGUGCAAGGAAUUCCUGUGCACAAAGUGCUUCGAGACCCACCAGCGCUACGUCAAGCAGGAGAACCACGAGGCCAAGAGGGUUCAGGACAUCAGGGUGGGAUCGCCACAGGAGUUCCUCGAGGGCACCAGGAGGACCAGCAGCUUGUCCUGCCCCAUCCCGACCCACCAGAAGCAGACUCUAAGCAUCUACUGCAAGCAGUGCUGCAGGGCGGUGUGCUGCAUCUGCGCUCUGCUGGACGCCGCUCACAGCGGGCAGCACUGCGACGUCAGCACGGAGGCACGGCUGCGGCGGGACGAGCUGGCAGCGCUGGGGCAGGAGCUGGCGGGGCAGCGGGGCGGCUUCGAGGCGUCGCGUGCGGCGCUGCAGGACGAGGCGUCGCGGCUGGAGGCGGCGGGGCUCGAGGUGCGGGAGCUGGUGAGGCAGCGCGUGGAGCAGCUGGUGAGGCUGAUCCGGCACGAGGAGAAGGAGCUGCUGGCCACGGUGGAGAGGAGGCAGGAGAAGAGCCGCAGCGAGCUGGAGAGGGAGCUGCGGCGCGUGGAGGCCGUGCUGCGGAGGAUGGAGGCGGGCGAGAGGCUGGUGGAGAAGAUGGGCCUCUAUGCCACGGAGCAGGAGGUGAUGGACAUGCAGCCCUUUGUCAAGGAUGCGCUGGAGGAGCUGCGGAGGCAGCGGCCGGCGGCGGAUGGGGAGCUGGGGCUGCACGAGGACUUUGCCGAGUGCCGUGGCAGGCUGCAGGCGCUGGCUGAGCGCAUCGAGGGGCUGCAAGAAGCUGCCCCCGCUCCAGCCACCACGGAAAGCUCCCACCAGGUCCCAUUGACCUCCAACCCUGCCAAGAGGAAGAAAGAUGAAAGCACCACCACGCUGCAACUUCCUGCAAAAGUGAUAAAGGUUGAGAAGGACGACAAUGAGUGGAGCACGUCAGUGGUGCCACAGGAACCAAACUGCUUGCCCCAACCCCAGACCAGCUUUUCUGCACCCACUAUGGCUGCCAGCAGGGAAGGUUGCCUGCUGAACAUCAUGCCAGACAGCAGCGAUGAGAUGCAUGACUCAGAUAGCGACCUUCUCAACUUGGGCAGUGAUGAAGAGGACAGCAUGGAUGAGGAGUUGCUGGACCCCAGUCUGCUAGAUGAUAUGCUUGAGGAUGGCACCAGCAAUGACAACACACACCUUCCCAUCUGCCUCCAGAACACGCUGGAUGUGGGACAAGGAACCGUGAUCUUCUUUGACGUUAAGAUUUGGAAAAAUGAAGUCAUUCAGAUGGCGGUGGUCGAUAAAGAGAAAAUACUCUCAGUCCUCAUUCAGCCCACGAUGCGUUUGCCCAACUCGACGGCCAAAACUAGCAGCUACGAGGUGGGCCUGAGGGAUCUGCUUAGCCACCUCAGCACCAUCCGCAGGCCCAUCCUGGCUGCCUUUAGUCUCUGGUCACUGCCCCUUCCCACCCUCCUGAAAAGCCUGACGGCCAUUGGCAAGAAAAAGGAGUUCCUCUCCAUGAUCUACGGCUUCCUGGAUGUUCUACCCCUAAUCAAGGAGAAGGUCCCCGAGAAGGAAAGCUGCAAGCUGAAGAACUUGGCCAGCAACUUGCUGUGGCGGGACCUGAGCAACUGCAGCACCCUGGAAAGUGCGAGCGCCAUGAUGGACCUGUGCAACGUCCUGGAGAUCGACCUGGAGAACAAACCCACGCAGCUCCUCAGCCCUGCCAGCCUGGAGUCCUUCAUGUCCCUGCAACCCUUGCUGGACAAGAAGCUGCUCAGCCGGCCCUCGGCCCAGACGUUGGCUUCCCAUGGCGUCGGCCUCCCCGAGCUGCACGCCUGCUUCGCGUGCGACCCCGCCAGGGGUCUCCCCAAGAUGUGCGCCUUGGUCAAUGCCCACAGGCAUCCCUCUGAGAAGAAGGUCCGUCACCUGAGCAAGAUCAAGGCCUACUUCCAGCAGCAGCCGCUGGCGGGUAGCAGCCAGACCUCAGUACACGAUGGGUUGCUGGAGGCUACAAAGACUAAGCAAGACAGAUGAACGGUACUCCUCACCAAUCCCACCCCAUUGCCCUGCGUGGGAUGCAACCUGGGUUUGCGGUUCAAACGCCCAAAGUGAGCACUCUCCAAACACAAUGCCAGCCAGGCCGUUGCCUGAUGGGGCAAUGACCUUAAUUGCCCUUUCUGUGUAUGCAUGCAGAUGAAAUAAAUUGUUUCUUUGCUUUGUCA
Molecule: messenger RNA, 2743 nt
Organism: Centrocercus urophasianus (Greater sage-grouse)
Lineage: Eukaryota; Metazoa; Chordata; Aves; Galliformes; Phasianidae
Product: protein PML-like
Exons: 8
Coding region: 228-2555 (775 amino acids)
Biological process (GO): intrinsic apoptotic signaling pathway in response to DNA damage; positive regulation of DNA-templated transcription; PML body organization
Cellular component (GO): PML body; chromatin; nucleoplasm
Molecular function (GO): ubiquitin-protein transferase activity; zinc ion binding
Source: RefSeq, a predicted model, not a curated record